Molecule: messenger RNA, 4783 nt
Organism: Ooceraea biroi (clonal raider ant)
Lineage: Eukaryota; Metazoa; Arthropoda; Insecta; Hymenoptera; Formicidae
Gene: olf413
Product: DBH like monooxygenase olf413
Biological process (GO): dopamine catabolic process; norepinephrine biosynthetic process; octopamine biosynthetic process
Cellular component (GO): secretory granule membrane
Molecular function (GO): copper ion binding; dopamine beta-monooxygenase activity
Source: RefSeq, a predicted model, not a curated record
CCCUAGGCCGGAGAAACCAGUCGAGUCCCGGCUUCAGGUCGCGGCGGCGUUUCAGUUCACAGGCUGGUGCCGUGACGUGCGGUUGGCCUGCGCGGUUGCGCUGACGGGGUGUUUGUCUUCUUCGCCGAGUAAGAAAACGAGACAGAAAGAGAGAAGAGAAGAGAGGUUUCGAUUGGUCUAACGUGACAGAGGACGAAAAGCGACGACGACGACGCCAGUGAUAUCCCCGGGAAUUCGAAUAACCGUGCGAUCCGGAGACGAGAUUGAGGUUACGCGUCUCAUCGAGUGGUACUCUUCUGACUCCGAUCUGACGGACGCAUCCCUCCUGACGCUUUCGAGGGAGAGAAACGGAGAGAAAGACACAGAGAUUUGUACGUAAAGAUAUUUGUGCUCUCCCGCGAGUUGGAAAAUUCGUCGAGACCCGUCGGUCGCGAUCGGUGACGCGUCGUCGGUCGGAAACGUCCGAAUGAAUCGGUGCGCGAUUUUCGGAGCAUCGCUGACGACGCACGCCGAAUAGCAGGGCACAGAGCGGAUUGACGGGCGAAUAAACAGAUCGAGAGGGUGCGAAGUGGCUGUCCACCGUCCAUCGACUCGUCGCCGAGAGUUAUCGGCCCUGCGGUUUGCAAGAGAGGCCCGUGAUCGCAUGCGGGGCGCUCGAAAAGUGAGUGAGUGACAGUGGCGGAAGUGUGUGAUCGCGCGCGCCAGGAGUAGACCGGCUAGGAGGAUAGAGGGGAGGAUUCUUGACGACGCGGGCGUGUGUAACGAGGGAGGAUCGUCGUUUCCGCGAGGGUCGAACUCUCGACGCUCGUCAAGAUCGCCGCGGAUCCUCCGAGACGUCUCGCCGUCGGCGUUUCCGAGUGAUGUUUUGAGCAGCAUCGCUCAAGAAAGAUGAAGAUCGCGGUUGGUUCGCUCUUCCUCCUUCUCGUCAGCGGCGCCGUGUCCGUCGAGUGGAAACACAGCGCCGUCCUGGACAACAAUUUCUUGGUGCUCUGGACGCCUGGCGAGAGGGACGUUACAUUCGAGAUCCAAGUGAAGACCCUCGGCUAUGUUGGGCUCGGUUUCACGAAGGACGACGGCCGCGCCGGGGCUGACAUGGUCAUCGGUUGGGUCGAUAACAACGGCCAGGUCCACCUUCAGGACCGGCAUGUGAAGGACGCCAGCAGAGACCCGCAGAUGGAUUCGAGCCAGGACUACCGGCUGUUACUGGGUUACGAGAACAAGACGCACACAGUGCUCCGCUUCAGCAGACGAUACGACACAUGCGACCCGCGGGACCUGAAGAUCACGAACGACACGAUGCAAGUGGUUUGGCAAUAUCACGUCGAGGAGCCGGUAUCAGCAGCCGGAGUCCUGCCUGAUCAUGGCGCAGUACGAGGAUCGAGACCGUUGUAUCUGGUGCAGAGAGACGCGCAGCCCAGACGAAACUCGCGUAAUCAGGAAACGGAGCCACCACUGAAGACCUGGGAUAUUUUGAACAAGCAAGUUCGUUUACCCAUGGGGCAAGACACGCUGCUCUGGUGCCGUGUCCUGAGGAUGCCGAGCAUUAAUCACAAACACCACGUCGUGAAGUACGAGCCGGUUAUUCAGCCGGGAAGCCACGAAUACCUGCACCAUAUGACCCUGUACGAGUGCCGUGGAGAUCAAGCCGAAUUGGAAUCUGCAGCCAAAACGGACGGGAGUGUCUGUUACGUCCCUGAUAAACCGGCAUUCCAGUGCAACACGAUCGCGGCCACUUGGAGUCUCGGUUCUGAGGGCUUUAAUUAUCCGCCGGAGGCUGGAUACGCGCUCAAUCCGUACUCAGGGCCGCGCUACUUCAUGCUGGAGACCCACUACACGAACCCGCAGCUGGACGCCUUCAUCAGUGACAGCAGCGGUUUGCGACUCCUCUACACGGAUCGGUUGCGCGCCCACGAUGCCGGCAUCCUCAGCGUCGGCAUCGACCCGAAUUGGCGGCACAUAAUACCACCAGGUCAGCCCGAAGUGAUCUCCGAGGGCCACUGCAUCGCCGAUUGCACUGGCCAAACGGUACCAAACAGUGGUAUCAACAUGUUCGCCGUGAUCAUGCACACCCACCAGCUCGGCAGGAAAGUUCGCCUGCGGCAGAUCCGCGGCGGCGAAGAGCUGCCGCCGAUCGCCGCCGACACCAACUACGAUCCCAAUUAUCAGGAAUAUCGGAGGCUGCAGAGGCCGAUUAAAGUGUACCCGGGUGAUCACUUGGUCGCCGAAUGCACGUACUCGUCCGAAUCCCGCACGGCCAUUACGUUGGGCGGCUUGGCAACGAGAGAAGAAACUUGCCUGGUGUCCGCCCUGUAUUAUCCUCGCAUUGAGUUAUCUCUCUGCUAUUCCUUACCAUCGCUACCAACGGUACUGCAUAGUUUGGGAAUCCAGAAAUUAGUACAGGGUUCCAGCCCAGUGCUGAUCCAAGAGCCAAAAGAGUUGGCGGGCAUGACGCUGGAGGAACGGCUCAUUUCCUACAACUGGGCGUCCAACUUUCAGACUUUCCAGGAGGCGACCCGCAGCGGCACAUUCAAGCCGCUCUGCGGCAGCAGCAAGGGCGCCUUGCCUGGCACGGAGAACCUCGAGGCGCACUAUCCGCGCAUCCUUAGGCCUUACGAGGAGGCGAGUAUGCCCUGCGCGAAGAAACCGCUGCGGAACAAGCUGUCGAUGCUGCUCAGCGAGGACGACGACAUCGGUGCGCCGGUCGAUCCCGACAGCGACGAGUCCAACGCGGUCGAGCGGGGUCAGUUGGUGCGUAGCAAGGUAUCUCGCAGUAGCGACGCCGGUCCCACCGCCGGAAACUCCUGCGGCCGUACGAUAUCGACGGCAGUGGUCCUGGCCGCCUUCACCGUAGUCGCAGGUGCCGCGUUCAGGUGAACGUCGCCAUCGGUCGACCGGUCGUACGAGUCCACUCGGAUCGUCAGGAUCGUCCCAGUGGUUACCGAUCGCGAUCGAAUCCGCGACGGAGCGAGCGGAGGCGACAGCUGGAGCGUGCGUACGUUUGCGUAAGUACAUGCCAAUCUCAGCGAUGCGGAAAUCUUAGGCUUAGGUAGGUGUCAUCAUCGUUCCCCGACCGAUCGAGCGCGCCCGGAACUCGUAAGGAAUCGCUCGAUCGGCGGUUUUCGUUUUCCUUUCCGGGACGCGGGUGGACCUGGGUUUUCUUUUUCCCAACUGGCAGCUGACGCGGUCUUCGUCGUGAACCAUAUCGCGUUUCUAUCCGAUAAUGGAGCCCCAUGCCGUCACCUUUGACCCUCGUUAUUCCGAUAGUGGAUAAUGAAACGCUCGGACGUGACGGCGCGGUGAUCGAAACGGUUGGAGAAUGAUACGAGGUGUUCGAUUUGCGAACGGCGUAACUUUGGUAUCGAGUAUCUUGGCGAUUAAACUGAUGCAUUGUGACAGUUCGGAUUUACGUUACUUGCAAAAUGAGCAGCUCGUAGAAAUUCAAGUUGCGCAUAUACACACGCAUAAACACAUACGCGCGCGCGUCUAUCGCGAAGAAUCUCGCCAGCUUUCAGUCGGGAAUUUUCGCGAGUGGAAAAAGACAAUUGCGAUCACCAUUAGAUUGGUGUAGAUGCGACCUAUAUACAUACAUAUAUCAUAGAAAAUGUAAUGGAAAUUACCGGAUCCACGUUAUCUCGACUUAUAGGUGUUGAAAUAAUAUUAUGAUAAUUUUACGAUGGCGUCAUUGAAAAUAUCUCAUCUGCCAUAUAUAGUGCUCGGUUUUACCAGCAGGAAAUCUUAACUUUCUCUUUCUCAGCGCAUGUGUGUCUCUAAUAGCUGAUAACGAAAGAGAUGUCUAAACUACGAUAUAGAACUAAACCAUUUCAUAAAACAGUUUAGAAUAUUUCGAUUUUCAAAAUAUUAUUUAAUCGAAUUAGACAUUUCUUGCGGAGAUAGCUGUCCCCUUUGUGAUAUUUGAAGACUUGAUCCAAGAAAAGGCUAUAAUCGUCCAUUUUAGCCAUACAUCGAGCUAGAAAAUCCUAUAAAAGUUAUAAGUGCUAUUUUUAAGAACAUAAAGUACCAAAUGAAUGUGUGUGUACAGAAUAUUUUUGCUGCGCAUAAUUAGAGAAAAGUUAUCUCCUAGUUUUAUUUGUGGUACUUGCAAGCUUCUUUGUUCAUCAAGUCUUCAAUCCCGUCUAUAAUUUUGGGCAUAUGCGAUCUUGGAGCUUGCGGGAUGACGCUAAAUCAAAUAUUCGUCUCGGUGUUUGAGAAUCGUCCAGGAACGAGAGAGUUAAUGACGCUUUGCUGGACGGAAGCGGAUGUGGACGUAGAGUGCGUUAAUUUCAUCCGCGGUGAAACCGAGCAUGGGAGAUCGGAUCUAUUCGCGUCCUCAUUUCGCAAUCGGCUUUCCUCUUUCUCGAUUUCCGCUCGUACGCACCAUUGUUAUGUAAUAGAGGGUUUUUGCGAUAUGGCACUUCGAGCGCGGUGAACGCGCGCGCGCGCGCGGAAAUCCGGCGUUCGACGCGAAAUACCUAUAAAUUGCCGAUGACAAUGUUCAAUGCCUGAGAUUUACGUUAUUAUUUAUACCUGCGACAUUUGCAUUCACUAUGUUUGAAAAUCGCGCUGUCGCAGAAAGUCUGCAAUAUCCCUCGUGCUCGCACGGAACGAUCGUACAGGGUAUCUCUCGGAUACGAGCCCAUCGGCUAUCAAAUAUGUAUGUCUUUACACACAGAAGACAGUGCAAGUUGCAUCUCGAUGAGAAUAAAUAACGUUAAGAACUCUUUGAUAUGUAGUUCGCUAUCUCGAUAUGUUGAAGCGUUGAUUAUUCAUCAAAAAUUUAAAGAAA